CCGUGUUUCUCUUCCCCCUUCCUCGCUUUCCCAUCUCUUCCACUCUCGGAUCGCAAAUCUGAAUCUCACUCUCUAUCUCUCCUCCUCCUCCUCCACCAGCAACCACCGGCGCGACCCGUAACUUCCGUCCGUACGACUAGAUCAGAACUGCCUCUUUAGCUGUUUGGACGUUUCCGCUCGCCACUCGAUAAAAGAUGAUUUGACACUUCUACCCAAAAAAUAAAAAAUCGAAUUUCUCAUUCGACGACUUUGCCCCUCAACUACCGUUUAAUUUACCGGUCCCACCCCUCAGUCUGUCUGCUGACGUGGCAUGAUUUGUGGGUCCCUUUGGAAAUGAGUCAGCACACCCGUCGGAUUCUGACACCUGGAGCUUCAAGAAAGCGUAAAGAUAGAGAAGCAUUUUAUUCCUUCAAGCCGUCGCCUACAACUCAUCCGCCGCCGCCACUGCCGACUUUCCCGGCAACAAAUUCUGCCACCGCUGCCGCAGCUCUUCCCGACUCUUCUAAUCGGCUCUUGGCGGGGUACUUGGCGUACGAGUUCUUAACAAAGGGGACGCUGUUCGGUCAGAAGUACGAUCCUGCCAGAGCCAGGGCGGUACAACUAUCGGGCUCGUUAGCCGAGCCGAGGAAGGUGAAGCCGGAAGCCGAGCCGAGUCCGAAGAAGGAGAACCAGGGUUACGCUGAGGUGGCAAACAUUUUGAAGACCGAUGAGGCCCACAUUCAGGGAAUUGUCAAUCCUGCCCAACUCGCCCAUUGGAUUAAGAUGUGACUGCGGUGUCACGUGGCACCAUCUUAUUGGGUGAAAACUGGCUUCUCGCGUAAGAGAAGUUGACAUUUUCUUUACCCGCAAUGACCUCCAGAAUUAAAGUUGGUGAGUACAGUCUCGAGUCUCAUAUCAUGGAUGCAGUCACCAUAGAGAGGAAGCCUGAAACAAAUUUCUAAUGUUGAUUUUGUUGUUUCAGGAUAGUGUUAAUUAGUUUAUGUUUUUGAUCUUUUUAUCUUCUUCGUCACUUUCUUUUGAUAAUUAGUACUAUGUAUGAAUGUUGUUAUUUUGAAUUUGGGAUAUAUAUGUAUGAAUGUAUAUAUGAACCCAAAACAUAUGGGGUAAAACUGCUUGCUUUCAUUUGUGGGGGUUUGAUUAGUUACAUGAUUCUGGGUUGCAUGACUAGGAUA
Molecule: messenger RNA, 1172 nt
Organism: Rubroshorea leprosula
Lineage: Eukaryota; Viridiplantae; Streptophyta; Magnoliopsida; Malvales; Dipterocarpaceae
Source: the annotation of a GenBank genome assembly